UGUCUCUCUCUCUCACUCACUCACUCUCAGUCACUCUCUCUCUCUCUCUCUAAAGUCGCUUCUCUCACACUCUCUGAAGCCCGUAACAUGAGCGAGAGUAUGCUUAUUAGACACCAAUACUACUUAUGAAUGUCAACACGGAGCCACCACAACCUCCGCAGCCCCACCGUCUCUCCGCCUCCUGCGACCGCCACCCCGACGAGCACUUCACCGGCUUCUGUCCUUCAUGUCUUUGCGAACGACUUGCCGUCUUGAACACCUCAAACUCUGCCUCCACCUCACGUAAACCUCCUCCUAUACCCACCACCUCCACCGCCACCGCCGCCCUCAAGGCCAUCUUCAAGCCAUCCUCCUCGAAUUCUGGCGUAGGAGGCGGGGGAGACGGCUCGUCAAGGCCCUCUUUCUUCCCAGAGCUCCGGAGGACAAAAUCUUUCGCUGCCUUGAAAAACGAGGGCUUGGGUUUUUCUGUGUUGUUUGAGCCCCAGAGGAAAUCUUGUGACGUUAGGUUUCGAAACACUCUCUGGUCUCUAUUCUACCAGGAAGACGACCAAAAGUCGUCGAAGAAGGAAACCAGAGGUGCAAAUACAGACAAUGAGGUUGUUGAUUCCAGGGAUUUAGUGUCGUCUUCCAGUGUUAGUGGUCCCGUGAAAGAGGAGGAAGUUGAGAUCGAAACCGAAAGCCAGAGCGAUAACGAAGACAAGGACAACUUUUGGGAUUCAAAAGAUCCCAAUUUAGCAUCAAAUGUCAACUCACGCUCUCACCCCUUGAACCCAAUCGAACACAGGGUUCCAGAAAUUGUUGAGGAAGAAGUUGAAAAGGAGGAAGAGCCAGAGCUAGUGCUGGAAAUAGUGCAUGAAGAGGAUAUGAAGGCAAUGAAGGACCAUAUAGAUCUCAAUGCCCAGGCCAAGAAGCCGUCUGGGAGAGACUUUAAGGAGAUGGCUGGUAGCUUCUGGUCAGCCGCGUCGGUGUUCAGCAAUAAAUGGCAAAAGUGGAGGCAAAAGCAGAAGCUUAAGAAGCGGAGAAAUGAUGGUGGUGGGUGUGUCACAUUGCCUGUAGAGAAGCCUAUUGGGUGGCAAUAUAGAGAAACCCAGUCGGAGACAGCAGAUUACGGGUUCGGGAGGAGGUCCUGCGACACGGAUCCGAGAUUCUCCCUUGAUGCAAGUCGAAUAUCCUUUGAUGAUCCGCGAUACUCCUUCGACAAGCCUCGUGCUUCCUGGGAUGGAUAUUUGAUUGGGAGAAAUUUCGCUGCAAAUACUAGAAUGCCUACAAUGCUAUCAGUUGUGGAAGAUGCACCAGUCCAUGUUUCAAGGUCUGAUACCCAAAUCCCAAUUGAAGAGCACAUAAACUCGACCAAUGAAGAUGGAACUGUUCCUGGCGGGUCUAUGCAGACUAAGGAAUACUACUCAGAUUCUUCUUCGAGAAGGAAGAAUCUUGACAGGUCGAACUCCAUAAGAAAGACUGCAGCAGCAGUAGUUGCAGAGAUGGAUGAGAUGGAGUCUGUUUCUAAGGCUAAGGUAACUCCAGCUACUGUUGAUUACUUCAAUGGACUGAAGUUACCAGAUAUGAGGGAUUCCAGUUCGAACUCAUUGAGGGAUGAUUGCUCUGAAACUUUUGAGAUUAGACUUAGAGACAAUGCAUCUGUGGUGGGUAAUGGUGUAGUAGGUAAUGGUGAACGGAAGGGAACUAAAAAGUCUAGGAGAUGGACUAAAGCAUGGAACAUCUGGGGUUUUAUACAAUGGCGAAGCAUUAACAAGGAUGAGGAUGAUGAUAGGUAUGGCAGAGCAAAUGGGGUUGAGAGGUCUUUCUCGGAGUCUUGGCAGGAACUAAGGGGAGAGCGUGACGAGGAAGCAAGGGGGGCUUUCAAUCCCAAAUUUUUGAGGAGCAACAGUAGUGUUAGUUGGAGGAAUUAUAAUGGCAUUGGUGGAUCAUUUGGUAACUUAAGGAAGAAUGGUGUUGAGACAAAUGGAAACGGAAAGAAGAAAGUUGAAUUUGUGCUGGAAAGGAAUAGGAGCGCAAGGUAUUUGCCUAAUGACAUUGAUAAUGGGAUGCUGAGGUUCUUCUCGACACCAAUGAGGGGAAGUAGGAGAGCAGGAAUGAUGAAGAGUAGGGCGAAUCAUGCACAUUCUAUUGCAAGGAGCGUACUGUGAAUGUACUGAUAUGAAAGAUUAAUAAGGUGUUCUCUUUGGUAUAAUGUUUUUUAAUUUUGGUGCAUUUGCUGUGUGAACCACACUUGCCUAAUGUAUUCUUGAGGGUUGGUUGGAUAAAAGCAUCCCAAAUUGUUAAAUUUCUUCUGAGUUCAAUCAUUCAAAGAACAAAUUUUCCUUGUCACA
Tripterygium wilfordii is the source of this 2330-nucleotide messenger RNA. Its product is annotated as protein OCTOPUS-like. Gene Ontology annotation, cellular component: plasma membrane. Bases 126 to 2147 code for a protein of 673 amino acids. NCBI's taxonomy places the organism in Eukaryota, Viridiplantae, Streptophyta, Magnoliopsida, Celastrales, Celastraceae. The transcript has a single exon. The record is from RefSeq and is a predicted model, not a curated record.